AUGACGACUUUAGAACAAGGUAUGCCAAGAAGCAACUUAAUGCUUAUACGAGACAUGAAUCCAAUGGCAAGAAACUUUGAUUGUGAGGUCAUUGUUUUGCAGAAAGAUGGCGAACCGAUCCGAACACGCGAAAAUGAUCUUAUAUCAAGAUUCCUAGUAGCAGAUAGAACAGGAUCCAUUCUUUUGAGUGUUUGGGGUGAAAUAGGUAUAGAUAUUAAAAUUGGAGAUAUUUUGCGCAUCACAGGAGUUGCGUUUAAACUAAAACGAGUGGGUCAGGAUACACUUAUAUACACAGAAAAACCAAACAUGUCAGAGAUGGAGUUUCCUGCACCUAAUAAUCAACAAAACAACCGACAGCCCAGAAAUAUCCCACAACAACAACAACAACAACAACAACAACAACAACAAUCACGUAUACCCAAUAACAAUAGCAAUACUAGACAAAGAGGAUACAAUAAUGCUCACCCAUACAACAAUAGAAAUCGUCCUCACCAAAAUUAUCCAAGAAACAAUAGGGGAGGAAGAGGUGGCGGUAUGGGGGUAGAUAUCAUCAAGAUUUAG
Messenger RNA from Gilbertella persicaria, 561 nucleotides. RefSeq lists its product as uncharacterized. Gene Ontology annotation, biological process: response to ionizing radiation; double-strand break repair via homologous recombination; mitotic cell cycle checkpoint signaling. The record is from RefSeq and is a predicted model, not a curated record. Gene Ontology annotation, molecular function: DNA binding. The transcript is spliced from 3 exons. Gene Ontology annotation, cellular component: SOSS complex. Lineage: Eukaryota; Fungi; Mucoromycota; Mucoromycetes; Mucorales; Choanephoraceae. The coding region runs from base 1 to 561 and encodes 186 amino acids.